AUAUAUAUGUAAAAUGUUUUUCGAAAUUUUGCAGUUAUGUUGUUAAAGUUGAUGUUUAUUCAACAUGGAGUCAUAUUUUUAAUUCUAUGUUUAGUGAGUAAAUCAUUCUGUAUUCAUAUAACAGGUUAUGUAGGAAAUCUUAUAAAGCACAAUUUGAGGAAUUAUUCGCCACAUUGGUGCAACGAGACAAAAAUUGAGCUUAGAAGUGUCUACAAAAGUGACGCGCAAAGUGUUUACAUAAGAGAACUCGUGUUUGAUGGUACAUACAUUACAAUUCUUGCACAAGAACCUUUGCAACUUGAUUUGUUAGUUGUAUAUUUGCAUACAUUUUACUUAUACACAAAGAUUUGUUAUGCCAUUGAAGUAAAAGUUAUAAUUCAAAGCUACAUGUCAAGUCUUCAGAGUAUACUCUUUAGCCACUUAAAUUACUUUAAAUUAAAAGAAAGUAAAAAGUUUCUAGAAUGUAAAAAAUUUAAUCAAAUAUAUAUUCAGACAUUUGAAUAUGCCUCUAAUGAAACAUUACCAUUGUCAAUUUUACUCAUGCAGUCAAAUCUGUUAGUAGACUUUUUCAAAUUCCCUGAAAACCUUCUUCAAGUUCUUCCGACAAAUAAUUCUUAUUCGUAUUUUAAUCAGCUCAGUUCAUUAGAUGUCAUAGAAUCAAAUGUUUUAAGACCAAUGAGUGAGGGCUACAUGUUUUCGUGGCCAAUCGGCUGUCAACACAACAGUCACAUUUCACGUGUUUUUCGAAGGAGCGUUAAAAAAAUUAUUGAACCAAUACCAGAACUUUCAUUAACUGUUUGUUAUAUCACAAAAGGUUAUUUUAAAGAGAACAUGGAGCUUUUUUUUGGUUCAAUAAGUGCACUAGUUGGAACACCAAUUGAAACAACUUCAGCAAGUUUUCAAGAGUAUUCUCCAUCUUCAAGUAAAAUUUUACAAGAAACUUUCAAUAAAGUUUCUAUUACUUUGUUUACAUCUCAACUUUUAUCUAAAGUAAGUACGAAUAUAAAAAUAUUGAGCAGUUUUAUAAAUGAGAGCUUUUUCAUAAAUUUUAUAAGGUCCAGUUUACUCGAAGAAACUUUUAUAUCAAGUAUUAGUAUAAAUAGCACUUCACUUUCUACAUACUUUGGAUCUUCAUUUAGAGACCCGGUCAUAACAGCAUUUAAUUCUUUGAGUGGUUUCAAUGAUAUGAUAAGUGUUUCAGAGUUUUUUUAUCCAUCCAACUCUUUUGAUAUAUCAGAUUAUUUAUCAAGUACUGAUGUCGCAGACAUUAGAAGUAUUUUUGUUUCAAAAACUACAAGCAAUGAUAAUGCAGAAACUAAAAGUACUAAUGUUACAGAAAAUAGAAGUUUUUAUGUAACUCACAUAAGUAGCACAGUUAGUUUUUUUACUGAUAAUUAUUCAAAUCCGUUAUCUAGUAAAACUAGUUUAUAUAUGACAGAUAGUCUGGAUUCUAAUUUAGAUUUCAACAUUAGGUCUAACAUAAUGCCAUCAUUUUAUGAACCAAAUAGUUAUAGUGCAGCAACGGCCCAAUUAGACUACAAUUCAACUGUCAAUGUUAAAUUACCAACACCAGAAUUGUCAACAUUGAAUAAUAUCAAGAAGGUUUUACCCACGUUUUCUACAGUUCCAAAUGCUAUAAAUGAUUCUAUAAUUUCAAGCGUAUCUCAUCAAACAACAUUUCAUGGCGCUGAUACAGCAUUUAGUAUUUAUUCAUUAGACUCAUAUUCAACAACACUUUCUGGAAGAGAGAUAACAACAGAACAUAAUUCUUUGAAGCAAUUUGGCAGCAAAGAAAUAAAUAAAGGAAGUCUACCUUUUAUCACUUCAUCAACUUUGUUUAGCACAAAUGUAGAUACUUUUCUAACAACUUCUUUGAUAACAUUUCUAAACAUAAAUUUAACGGCAGAAACUCCAUCUCUAGCCACUUUUUCUACAAGCAGCCAAGUGUUAUCAGAAAAAUCUUUGCUUAUAACAAGUUUUUAUUCGCCAGUAAAAACUUUAUAUUUUAGUACUUCCUCUAAAAUAUUUCAGAACAUAGCAACAACAUCAUCUUACUUUCCUAUGACUUCUUGGGCAACAUUUGUCGAAACAUAUUUAACAUCAACGAUUUUUGCUUCAAAAACAUAUCAGAGUACAUAUUUAGUCAAAAAAACUCCUUUGCUUAGUUCUAGUUUUAUAACAAAAAACAAUUUAACUGUAAAAACCGAUUCUUCUGAAUUAUUUUUUAGCAUAAUGUCAACUUUUUUUCUGUCUCUUUCUGCAAAAACUGGUUUGUAUUUAACAGAAGAAUUAUUUUUAAUCAACCCAUCUACAACAUAUCCUUUGUUAUCAAAGUCAUUUACUUCAACUCAAACUUUAUAUUUUACAACAAAACUCAAAAGCACAGAUUUGACAAUCACAAGUUUUUCAUUAACUUUUCAAGAUUUAUCAAAAAAUACUCAGUGUUCUGUAUUUUCUAAGUUUACCGACAUGCAUGUAACUGCCGAAACUCCGUAUCCAACUUUAUCUUCUACAAUGUUUUCCGACAUAUACGUAACUGGAGAAAGUCUUUAUCCAAACUUAUCUUCUAUGGUGUUUUCUGACAUAUACGGAGCUGCAGAAACUCCGUAUUCAACUUUAUCUUCAACGAUGUUUUUUAACAAAUACACAACUGGAGAAAGUCGUUAUUCAAAUUUAUUUUCUAUGGUGUUUUCCGACAUAUACGGAGCUGCUGAAAUUCUGUAUUCAACAUUAUCUUCAACGAUGUUUUCCGACAAAUACACAACUGGAGAAAGUCGUUAUACAAAUUUAUCUUCUGUGGUGUUUUCCGACAUAUACGGAGCUGCUGAAACAAUGUCCCCAAAUUUAUCCUCUACGAAGUUUUCCGACAUAUACGUAACUGGAGAAAGUCUUUAUCCGACUUUAUCUUCUAUGUUGUUUUACAAAGUAUAUGAAGAUACAGAAACUCUAUAUCCAACUUUAUCUUCUACAAUGUUUUCCAACAUAUAUUUAAAUGCAGAAACUCUGUACCCAACUUUAUUUUCUACAAUAUUUUCCGGUAUAUACGUAACUGCAAGCACUUCGUAUUCAUCGUUAUCAUCUGCAGUUUUUUCCAACAUAUAUGCAAUAAUAAAACCUCCACAUCCAACUGUAUCUUCCACAACGUUUUACGAAAUAAGUAUAACAGUAAAAACUCUAUAUCCAACCGUAUUUUGUACAAUGUAUUCAAAUAAAAAUGUAACAGAAGAAACUCCGUACCUAUACGUCCCUUCUACAAUGUUUUCCAACAUAUCCACGGAAACUUCGCAUCCAGCUAUAUAUCUUGCAACGUCUUCCUACAAAUAUUUAACAAUAGAAACUCCGCAUACAAUUGUAUCUUCAAUAAUGUUUUCCGGCAUAUACGAAACAGUAGAAACUAUUUAUCCAUCCGUUUCUUCUGCAACAAUUCCUGAAAUAAAUGUAACAGUAGAAACCCCAAAUCAAACUAUAAGUUCAACAACAUUUUAUGACGCAGGUUUAACAUCAAAAACUAGUUAUUCAAAUCCAUCAAAAAUAUCUUUAAGCAAAUAUUCACCUGGAGAAACAUUUACUACUUCUUCGAAAACAUAUAUAGAAACGCAUUCAACAGCAGAAUGUUUCUCUUCUUAUUCAACAACACCAUGUGGCGCAGAUUUACCAGUGGAAACUCCAUUUCUAUAUUUAACAAUGUUUCAAAAUACUUUAACUGCAGAAACUAAUUAUAAAGCAAGUUUUCAAGAGAUAUUUUAUAGCGCUAAUUUAACAGCUCUUUCUCUUUGUGUUUCUUUGAUCGAAUAUACAGAUAGAUCUUUGAUCGAAUAUACAGAUAGAUCUUUAAUAACAGAAACAGAUUUUCUUGUAUCAACAACAUUUUCAAGCUUUUAUCCUAUAUCAGAUAGUCAGUCCUUGUUAGAUACUUCUUCUUUAACAGGCAUUUCGUCUUUGGCAGAUACUACGCCAUUAAAUGCUUUUUCAAACAUAUUUUUUAUCUCAGAUUUAACAAAUCCGUUUUUAUCCAAAUGUGCAAUAACUGCAAACGGGAUUGAUUUAACAUCAAAAAUUCCAUGUCAAUCCAUUGCUUCAACAACUUUUGUAAAUUUAAAAAUCAGUUCAAGUUUAAGUUCAAAUUUAACGGUAGACAAUCAGAUGCUAACUUAUUCGUUUUUAAAAAGCACAAAUAAAGAUACUUUGUAUUUUACUACUUGUAUGAAAACAUACCAGAGUACAUAUUUAGAAUCGGAAACUCAAUUCUUAUUAUCAACAAUAUGUCCUAAUAAUGAUUUAACAGUUUACUCUCAAACACCAGCAGAUAAAUUACUUAAUAGCAUAAAUCCAGAAAAAUCGUAUCUACCUGUUUCUUUGACAAAGUUUACGAGUUUAUAUAUAAAGAAAGAUACCUUGUUUCCGACCGCUUCUAUAAUAAUAUCUCUUGACAUAUAUUAUAUAACUGAAAGUUCUAUAGCAAAAACAUACUGUACAAGAUUUAGAACUACCGAUUUUAGUGUAGAGUCUCUGUAUCAAUCAAAAUCUUUUAUAAUAUUUCCUGACACAUAUUCAACAUUGGAAGUUAAAAACUCUUUAACCUAUUCGACAUCUUAUUUACCAACCUAUUUACCAACCUAUUCAGCAUUAUAUUCUGACACUUACUUAACAAUGAAAACUCCGUUUUUAACAACUUUAACAAUAGUAAGAAACUAUGUAACAUUAACAACAAUGACUUUGUCAUCAUCGUAUUCAACAGUUACUAAAAGCAUCAAUUUAAUAGCAGAUACUCCACGCAUAACUACCUCACCAGUAACCAACGGAGAUGAAACUUCUAAAUUUCAAAUAGCGCCAUCAACAAUUCCAGGAGAGGCUAUUGGCUUCAGUUAUAAAGUAUCUGCACGUUCUUCACAAAUGUCUAUAUCUAAUACAUAUGCAACGCCUUUAUCUAAAGACAACCGGCCACAGCUUAUUAAACCUAUUGAAUUUCUAUUCCCAAAAGUAGGAUAUUACUUUGUAUUCAAAGUGCCAGCUGAAAUGUUUAUUGAUUCAGAAGAUGGAAAUGUUCGUAACUUGACCUUAAAAUGCGUAACCAGUUCAGGAGUAUUGCUUGACUCUAACCCGUGGUUAACAUUUAAUACUACCUUACAACUACUGGAAGGUAUUCCAUUAACCAGCGAUUAUUUUAACCAGGAAUUAGGUGGAUUAUCAUUACAAUUAAUUGCUUUCAAUUCUCGGAAUAAUUUCGCUAUAAAUAAUUUUAAAAUUUUUAUUAUAGAAGCUGCUGCUCUUAGAUUAUCUCUUAUUAUAACUUUUAAGUUAUCCAUAGAUUAUACAGCAUUUAUUUCCAGAAAAGAUCAACGAGUAAAACUUGUUCAAAAAAUUUCAAAAUAUUUUCGUGACUCUGAGUCUUAUGUUUACUUAUCAUCGUUAAGAAAUGGUUCUACAAUUGUGGAUUGGUCAAAUACAAGUUUUUUAGAAAAUGUAUGUGACAACGAAACUAUAUUAGAAUUUAUUAAGAAAGUUCAAAUACCAAACUCCAAUUCUCCUCAGCCUUCAUUUUUCUAUUUUUUAAGCCCUGAAUUCCCGCUUUUAGCUGUAAGCAGUAACGCUCAAGAUUUGUGCACAACUUUCCCACAAUCCAUCAGUCAAUCAAAACAGGAAAACUUUUUAUUGUAUCUUAUACCAAUAAUUUUAUUAUCUCUGCUUGUUAUAGUUCUCAUUACGAUAUUGCUUGUAAUAUAUAAAAAAAUUGUUAAACGAAAAAACUAUAUAAGAAAAGGAAGAGAGUAUUGUGAACAACAACCUCCUUUAUUCUCUGAUAAACUUGAUUUGAAAUACAGUAUGUCUGAUAAUGAUCCAUCAAUAGCAGUCGUUCCAGAUAUGCAAACAUCAUUCAUUGGACCAUGUGUUUCAAGAAGGGAAAGUGCAAACUUUGAUGACGAAAAAAGUUCUAUAAGCGAAGACUCCAUUGUCAGUAUUGUUGUUCCACCAUAUCCUCCACCGGCAUAUUUGAGACCAUUGCCUUACAUAAAAGGAGAUAGCAAAUAGGAUACUUUUAAAUAUUGUAAAAAUUAGAUUUUUGAAAAAAAUUUGAAUUUUUUUUUA
Molecule: messenger RNA, 6087 nt
Organism: Hydra vulgaris (swiftwater hydra)
Lineage: Eukaryota; Metazoa; Cnidaria; Hydrozoa; Anthoathecata; Hydridae
Product: mucin-2
Biological process (GO): muscle attachment; axon guidance; nerve development
Cellular component (GO): dystroglycan complex; dystrophin-associated glycoprotein complex; sarcolemma
Molecular function (GO): calcium ion binding; laminin binding
Source: RefSeq, a predicted model, not a curated record